This is a messenger RNA of Brienomyrus brachyistius, 7327 nucleotides long. RefSeq names its product latent-transforming growth factor beta-binding protein 4. The transcript is spliced from 40 exons. The coding region runs from base 189 to 6206 and encodes 2005 amino acids. Lineage: Eukaryota; Metazoa; Chordata; Actinopteri; Osteoglossiformes; Mormyridae. Gene Ontology annotation, molecular function: calcium ion binding; transforming growth factor beta binding. The record is from RefSeq and is a predicted model, not a curated record.
GGGGAAAAAACAUUGGGUGUUUUUUCACUUGUUCACUGCAAACUGUUUCGCGCACAGAGCAGAGUGGAAAAGGUUGAGGUCUUUCGUCGUUUGUGUUUUUUAUGGUCUGCCCUGCUCUGUCCUUUACAUAUCCCCUGAAAGGUGUGCUUCUCAACCUUCUUUACUUCAGGGAAUGAGACAGAAACAUCAUGCCCCUGCUCAGCUUUCUGUUCUGGUUCCACUGCUGCAUGUCGUUGACCCACUCAGCCAGCAGUCAGACAGUCAGCAAAGAAGGAGAACGCAUCAAGAUGUUUUUGACGCCUACAAUCUGCAAGGUCCGCUGUAGUGCAGGACGCUGCACCAACUAUUGCGAGCAUGGAAACGUCACCACUCUGUAUAGUAAUGAGCCCAUUGGUCAACCACCUUCGGAAACAGGCUUCCGAAUCUUCUUGUGCCCAAUGCUCUGCCAAAAUGGUGGUGUGUGCAUUCAGAAAGACCGCUGCCAGUGUCCUCAAAACUUCACGGGAAAGUUCUGCCACAUCCCAGCUACAUCCUCUACCAAUGACAUUGAAAAGUCACAAUUAAAUCCCUCUGUGCUGCGUGACCAGCAGCUCAUGUCACAGUCAGAGUACCUUCUCCCACUACAGAGUGAAGAGCAUCACCAGACAAAUGCUGAAUCUUCAAUGGUAAAGGUGCGUGUCCAGCACCCGCCUGAAGCUAGCAUAAAGAUCCACCAGGUUCUGAAGGUAGGAACAGGAGAAACGGGAAGGGCUCAGCAAGAUACCGUCACAAGGACAACUCGCGUACUGGAAGCAAGGAACAGUUUGCCAGGAGAGAAGGCUGAGGCUCUGUCGCCCCAAGUACAAGCCCAAGACUUUCUUGGAGACUCCGCUGACACAGAGUCGUCUGUUUUCAAAUAUUGCUUUAGAGAGUUUCGCAAUGGGCAGUGUAGCUCACGCCUGCCUGGACUAAGGACCCCAAAGACCUGCUGUGAAGGAACAGGAAUAGCUUGGGGGAUAAAUGAGUGCAUCCUCUGCCCUUCCCAUGGAAAUGGCACCGAUGGUGAUAAACAGUGCCCAAAGGGAUAUGAAAGGAUUAAUGAUACCCAAUGUGUGGACAUAAACGAGUGUUUGCAGCCUGGCCGGUGUCAAAACGGGAAUUGCAUCAACACUCGUGGGAGUUACAGCUGCGUCUGCAGGCAGGGCUUUCUGCUGGAUGCUUCUCACCGAAUCUGUGUCUCAGAAAAGGUCAUCUCAGAGGACAAAGGCCAGUGUUACCGCUUACUGUCAUCUGGCGUCUGUUCCUUACCAAUACUGAGGAAUAUUACCAAGCAAAUUUGCUGUUGCAGUAGAGUGGGCAAGGCUUGGGGAAGGAACUGUGAGAAGUGCCCAUACUUUGGCUCAGAUGCUUUUAAGGAGACGUGUCCAGCUGGGCCAGGCUACCAUUAUUCUCCAUUUGCACACCAGCCUAAUCAAAAGGUGACAGCACACCAUGAUGCUGAGAGGACCAUUCUGACUCCACAAAGGCAAGCUCAGCCCCCCAGGGAUCACAGCCUCACCCCCCAGAGAGUACCUGAACCGCCAUCUAAUCCUGGAAUACUGGGAUCACAGACCAGGACCCAAUCAUCUGCUACUGACCUUUUCACUACUCAAAAAAGGACUGACCGAUUGAGCAAUGCUUCGACUACUACUCAGUCAACUCGAGUACUGACAUCUUCUACUCAAAGGCAAAGCAUCCAUCAAGCUAACAGACAGGAGAUUUCAUCACUGAGGCCUGUUCAGCCAGCAGCAGUGACACCUCGUCUAGUCCAGCCAAGACCAGGGUUUCAGGGGUGUGAUUCCAAUCCCCAGUUAUGUGGACCAGGGCGCUGUGUUGAUCUUCCUGGUGAGAGGUACACCUGUAUUUGUACCACAGGAUACCAGCUCAACCUACAGCGGACGAGGUGUUUCGAUAUUGAUGAGUGUCGAAGAACCCCCAGUCCCUGUGACAAUGGCUACUGUGAGAACGUCCCAGGCAGUUUCCGCUGUGUCUGCUUCACUGGUUAUGAACUUCGGGGCAACACCUGCAUAGAUAUUAAUGAGUGUAAGAAUGACCUGCAGUGUCCCGGUCAAGAGUGUGUAAAUACAAAAGGCUCCUUUAGGUGUGUUCCAUGCAGACCAGGAUUUGAACUGAAGAACCAACAAUGCCAGGAUAUUGAUGAGUGUCGAACCCCCAGUCCCUGUGAAAAUGGCUACUGUCAGAAUAUUCCAGGCAGUUUCCGCUGUCGGUGUUUCACAGGUUAUGAACUUCGGAGCAACACAUGCUUAGAUAUUAAUGAGUGUAAGAAUGACCUGCAGUGUCCCGGUCAAGAGUGUGUAAAUACAAAAGGCUCCUUUAGGUGUGUUCCAUGCAGACCAGGAUUUGAACUGAAGAACCAACAAUGCCAGGAUAUUGAUGAGUGUCGAACCCCCAGUCCCUGUGACAAUGGCUACUGUGAGAACGUCCCAGGCAGUUUCCGCUGUCGGUGUUUCACCGGAUACGAACUUCAGGGCAACACCUGCAUAGAUAUUGAUGAGUGUAAGAAUGACCUGCAGUGUCCCGGUCAAGAGUGUGUAAAUACAAAAGGCUCCUUUAGGUGUGUUCCAUGCAGACCAGGAUUUGAACUGAAGAACCAACAAUGCCAGGACAUUGAUGAGUGUCGAACCCCCAGUCCCUGUGAAAAUGGCUACUGUGAGAACGUCCCAGGCAGUUUCCGCUGUCGGUGUUUCACCGGAUACGAACUUCAGGGCAACACCUGCAUAGAUAUUGAUGAGUGUAAGAAUGACCUGCAGUGUCCCGGUCAAGAGUGUGUAAAUACAAAAGGCUCCUUUAGGUGUGUUCCAUGCAGACCAGGAUUUGAACUGAAGAACCAACAAUGCCAGGAUAUUGAUGAGUGUCGAACCCCCAGUCCCUGUGACAAUGGCUACUGUGAGAACGUCCCAGGCAGUUUCCGCUGUCGGUGUUUCACCGGAUACGAACUUCAGGGCAACACCUGCAUAGAUAUUGAUGAGUGUAAGAAUGACCUGCAGUGUCCCGGUCAAGAGUGUGUAAAUACAAAAGGCUCCUUUAGGUGUGUUCCAUGCAGACCAGGAUUUGAACUGAAGAACCAACAAUGCCAGGACAUUGAUGAGUGUCGAACCCCCAGUCCCUGUGAAAAUGGCUACUGUGAGAACGUCCCAGGCAGUUUCCGCUGUCGGUGUUUCACCGGAUACGAACUUCAGGGCAACACCUGCAUAGAUAUUGAUGAGUGUAAGAAUGACCUGCAGUGUCCCGGUCAAGAGUGUGUAAAUACAAAAGGCUCCUUUAGGUGUGUUCCAUGCAGACCAGGAUUUGAACUGAAGAACCAACAAUGCCAGGAUAUUGAUGAGUGUCGAACCCCCAGUCCCUGUGACAAUGGCUACUGUGAGAACGUCCCAGGCAGUUUCCGCUGUCGGUGUUUCACCGGAUACGAACUUCAGGGCAACACCUGCAUAGAUAUUAAUGAGUGUAAGAAUGACCUGCAGUGUCCCGGUCAAGAGUGUGUAAAUACAAAAGGCUCCUUUAGGUGUGUUCCAUGCAGACCAGGAUUUGAACUGAAGAACCAACAAUGCCAGGAUGUUGAUGAGUGUCAGCAGAAUCCCAGCCCCUGUGUUAACAGUCAAUGUGAGAAUAGCCCAGGCAGUUACCAAUGUGUGUGUUUCAGUGGGUACGAACUAGAGGGAAACAGUUGCGUCGAUGUGGAUGAAUGCGAAGACCCAUCGCAGUGCGCUGGUCAGGAAUGUGUCAACCUUAAAGGAUCUUACAGAUGUAUUCCUUGUCAGCAAGGCUACGUCAUAAAAAAUGGAAGAUGCACAGAUGUAGAUGAAUGCCAGAGCUUACAAGGCUGUGGUCCUGAGGGUCUCUGUGUGAACACAGCAGGCUCCUAUCACUGCGACUGCCAGCCUGGAUAUAGAGCAGCCGGCCUUGGUCAUCAGUGCAAAGAUAUCAACGAGUGUUUUGAGGGGGAAUAUUGCUUCCCACAUGGGGAGUGCAUGAACACAGAAGGAUCAUACCUCUGUGUGUGUUCUGAAGGGUUCAAAUCCAGCAACAAUCUCAGCUCCUGCAUAGAUGUGGAUGAGUGUGCCAGACCAGAGGCAUGCCAGGAUGGAAGCUGUGUCAACACUCAGGGAUCAUUCCAGUGCCAGUGUGAUGUAGGAUUCAUGACCAAUCCAGAGCAAACCACCUGUCUAGAUAAGGAUGAGUGUGCAGACUCUGGGGGUGCCAUAUGUUGGCCAAAGCGCUGUGAAAAUACUAUUGGUUCUUACUACUGUGUCACCAUCUGCGAGCCUGGUUACGCUGUCAGCCACUCUGGGGAGUGCAUGGAUAUUAAUGAAUGUGUCAAUGAGACUAUCUGCGGGGAGCACACUUUCUGCCAAAAUCUCAUAGGGACGUACCAAUGCAUGUGCAACCAGGGCUACAAGGCCACGGACAAUGGAAAGGGAUGUGAGGAUGAAAAUGAGUGUGAAACCAUACAAGGUGUGUGUGGGACAGCACGCUGCGAGAACAUGGAGGGGUCCUUCCUGUGCGAGUGCCCAGGAGAGAAUGAGGAGUUCGACCUCCGCCUGAGGAGGUGCUUUAGCCGACCCCAAUCAGGUCGACUGCCCAUCCCCAAUGGCUCCUCUUACUCCUCUUCCUUUAGUUUUUGGAACCCAGAUCCCCAGGUUCCUAUAGAUAGUGCUCCUGUGUCUCCGCCUGCAUCCCUCCCAGGGGAACUGAGGGAGUGCUACUAUAACACCCAGGACCAAAGCACCUGCCGUGUGCUGACUCGAAAUAGCACCUACCAGGAGUGCUGCUGCACCGUGGGGGAAGGCUGGGGUCUUCACUGCCAGUAUUCACCCUGUCCCAGCCCAGGCUCAGUCGCAUACCAAGCAUUGUGUCCAAGUGGAAGAGGAUAUGUGACAUCGGAAUCUGGUGUUUACAGUUACAGAGAUGUGGAUGAGUGCAAGCUGUUUGACCCUGAGGUCUGUAAAAGGGGUUUGUGUGUGAAUAACAUCCCUGGAUACGCGUGCUACUGCCCCACUGGCUACUACUACCAUACCAUACUAUUGGAGUGCACAGACAACGAUGAGUGCGAGGGAGAGGUGGCUUGCUUUGGUGGGACCUGUGUGAACACGAUGGGCUCAUUCUACUGCUCAUGCCAGCCACCGCUGGUGCUUGACUAUACUCAGAGAACCUGCGUCAACUUGACAGGCUUCACCAUUGAUGAAAAUUUGGCAAUUUGCUGGGGGCAGGUGACAGAGCUGAUAUGCCAAAAUCCCCUGCUAGACCGGCAGGUAACUUUCUCAGAGUGCUGCUGCUUGUAUGGAUACGCGUGGGGGCUGGAUUGCGCUUUGUGCCCCAGCGAGGAUUCAGAUGAUUUUGAGGUGCUCUGUAAUGCUCUAAGACCCCCAGGUAUGCGCAGGGCAUACAGCCCUGGUGCUGAUCGUGAUCUCAGCCGGGACGAAGAAUACGAUAUGCCUUAUGAAUCCUACCCUGAACGCCCGGCACCAGGGUCUGACUUCACUUCCCCAGGCUACAAUCCCUACAUUUCUCUAAGGGGCCGUACAUCUGGCUAUAGAGGAAGACCUCUGGGAUCUUAUAGACCACAAGAGUCUCCAUAUGACCGACAAACUUAUGCCUCACGGGGAACAGAACGGAGACCCUAUUUACAAACGUCAGAUGUUGUCUCGGAGCCUGUUUACGAAGCCCUACCACGUCCCCGAAGCCGAGGGAGCACGAGGAGCCUUCCUCCGCGUCGUCAAAGUGCCGGCUACCGUGACCUUGGGAACGAGGACGGGACUGUGGAUGAGACUCGUCUUGUUGAGUCAUGGAUGCGUUUUCUGCCUGAGGAAGCACGCUCUUAUCCAAGCUAUCCAAGCCAGCCUUCUGGCCGGGCAAUUUCUGAGCGACGGUAUGAAUCUUAUCAGAGUUUCAGCAGUGAUGAGUGUGGAAUCGUGAAUGGCUGCGAGAAUGGCCGCUGCAUUCGCAUCUCGGAGGGAUACACCUGUGACUGCUAUGAUGGCUACUAUUUGGACAUCGCUUCAAUGUCUUGCAUAGACAUAAACGAAUGUGAGGAGACGGAUGACCCUGCCACAUUGUGUGUGAACGGCCAGUGUGUCAACACUGAUGGCUCCUACCGUUGCAUAUGUGAGCGAGGAUAUGUCAUGUACCAUGAGCCAAACCUGUGCAUCCCAUCCAGAUCUCGCCCAUGAGACUUGGCUGGCUCUAAUUUCUUGCUGCCAAAGUACUCUAAUCUGUCAAUCUGCAGAUUGUCAAAGAGAAUCUGACAAUGCAAAAAACUGGAGGGUAUCAGUCUGGAGUUAAGAAGCAUCCUGAGGUGUGUGUAUAUAUAUAUAUAUACACAAAAAAACGUAUUUCCACAUAAUUCACAGAUUAUUUUUAAAUAUACAUGCUUGAAUUAAUCAUGAUCGAAAUAGAUUGUUUUUUUUUCCAAAUUAUAUGUAUUUCUUCCACAACUGUGUAAAUAGACAAUUGGAAGCUGUUUAUUAGAUAGCAUGUAUACAUUGGCCUGAUGAAAGUAAUUAACUUUGAGAAAUGGUUGGCCGCCUUGAUGAUUUUUGCACUGGAUUCAUAAGAUUUUGAAAAAUAAUCUUUCUGAUGAUUGAUUCUCAGAACUAGUGUUAGCAGAUGGGAUAACUGUAGAGUUACUUAAGACGUCUGAUUUUAAUGUUAUUUCUACUAUUAAAGUCUACUAAUAAUAUUUCUAAUAAUCCAAUCAUACAUUUUAAUGAAAACAUGAAAUUUUGAUAGAACGAUAGCAUUUGACAUUUUAAGGGCAUUUAAAGGUAUUAACGAUAAUACUAACACAAUCAAGACUUCACAAAUUUCAAUUUAUCUUUUGUAUGCACUUAAAGUUUCAAAAAAUAUUUUUUUAAAUAUAAAAAAUUAUGUAAUAGCUAAUGACAAUUUAUUUAAUAUGUAUUAAAUUAAUAUUUGUUUUACAUUUGUUUAAUUGAAAAAUCCAUAUAUUUUCAGUGUUUUAUCUCUUUACAGUUUGUAUAGACAGAACUAUAUUGCAUACAAUUGCAUUAUGAAAUUAAGUCCUUCUUAAUUGAUGUCAUUUGAAUCUAAAAGAAAAAUUGAAACAGUAUUUAUAUUUUUCAGUAGAAUGACUGGUCUAGAUUUACCACCAAAACAUUUCACUGAAAAAUGUGUCAUAGAAUGCACUGUACUUAGCUUUCUGUAUGUCUUACUUGUACAUGCAAAAAGAAGUUAUAACUGUAAUUUCACAUACCCCGAUUUAUUUGUUUAUUUUACUGUCUUUUUACCACCAAUACAUUUUAAGUAAAUAUGCAACAUAAUUACAAUUUUA